Chanos chanos (milkfish) is the source of this 3292-nucleotide messenger RNA. RefSeq names its product sorting nexin-25. The transcript is spliced from 19 exons. Lineage: Eukaryota; Metazoa; Chordata; Actinopteri; Gonorynchiformes; Chanidae. Gene Ontology annotation, cellular component: endosome. The coding region runs from base 286 to 3180 and encodes 964 amino acids. Gene Ontology annotation, molecular function: phosphatidylinositol binding. The record is from RefSeq and is a predicted model, not a curated record.
CGGACCCUGACAGUUUACGCGGAGGAGUUAAACCGAAGACAAGUGGAAUUUAAGGGGGCGUUUGCACAUCACAACCAAGGACGGACUGAUAUCGUUUUUGUUUUCCGUCACAUUUUGAUUUUAAUCGUAGCACUGUAGGUGCACAGGCGGUCCUACAACUAUUUUUGUCAAUUGAAAGCCGACUGUUAAGCGGUUAUUCAACCGCGUGAAGCUGUCAUCGGGUGGAUAAAUCGUACACAGUCGCACGGGUCGUUCAAAUGUUUGGGAAAUGUCCAUUUCAACAGAAUGCAUUUUGCUGGAAGUAACGGCGUCAGCCGGCGGUAUCCCGAAGAUGCAACAGUGCCUCGCAACGGUGCCUGGGCUUGUUCCCCUGUCAGUUUUGUCCUUGCGAGUAUCGGCGUUGGUCUUGCCGCGGCAAUAUCGUUCCAGUUUGCCUGCGGAGACCUCACUAUAACAUCUUUGUUUCUCAAGCUGUUCAUGUACGUUUCUUUCGUUGUGAUGUGUCUUUCGCUGGGAAGCUAUGGUUUCCUUUCCAGAAAAAGUCCACUUAAACUCUGCAGUUUUGACACCUCUAAGAGGUCUUCACAUCUGCUGAACCUGUUUAACGAAAUAAUUACGUGCGAGGGUCCAGGGCCCGUCCAGGAACCGGGACAGCUGAAAAGAGCGGUGGUUUCACACGGCGUGGACAAGGCGAUGAAGGAAGUCUUUGACUACGGCUACAGGGACUACGUCCUGUCCUGGUACUCCUCUCUGAGCCAGGAUGAGGGGCGGCUCCACCAGAUGCUGCUGGAGGACUUCUGGGAGCUUCUGAAACAGCUGCGGGGUCGUGUGGCGGAGGUGGACACGGUGAAAGUCGUCUGCAGCGACGUGGUGAAGAGACUGCACGUCCACUUCUGUGACCUCAGAGCCGCCAACGGCAGGCUGGAGGAAGAUCCCAGACCAUUUCUCCUUCACCCAUGUCUUCGUUCUCCUCAGGCUGAACUGGCUUUUCUGCGUUGCUGUGGUCGCCUGAUGCUGUUGUAUGUGCUACCCGCUCGUGAUGUCCGCUCACACAGCCUACGACUGGUGCUGUCUGAGGUCAUCGCCAUCAAAGUGCUGAAACCCCUGGUAGACCUGCUCAGUGACCCAGACUACAUUAACCGUACUCUGCUGACCUGGCUGGAGCAGAGGGAACAGUUACUGGAGCGUCACAGGAAAGCCUACACUUACGCCCCAUCUUAUGAAGAGUUCAUCAAACUCAUCAGCUCCAGCUCUGAUGUCGAAUUCCUCCAGCAGCUCAGGUACCAGAUUGUCAUGGAGAUUAUUCAGGCAACCACAAUCAGCAAUUUGCCAAACAUGAAGAAGAGCAAAGGCAGAGACAAAGCCAUGAAGACAGACCUGCUGAGGGCGCGGAACAUGAAGCGCUACGUUAACCAGCUGACGGUGGCGAAGAGGCAGUGUGAGAAGAGGAUCUGGCUUUUGGGAGGCCCCUGUUACGAACAGCAAGAGGACGGGGCCGGGGACGAGGCCGAGGGGUCGCGUGGCCCACGGAUCUUACAGUUUGAGGAAAUCAUGGCCAACCCGGCGCUCCGAGGAUAUUUCCGGGUCUACAUGGAACGAGUGGACAAGAGAGCCCUCAUCUGCUUCUGGGAACAGGCGGAAACCCUAAAGAAUGCCAGUAAAUGUGAGGUUCCUCAGCUGGUUGGGGAGAUCUACCAGAACUUUUUUGUGGAGAGUAGGGAGAUCCCGGUGGAGAAGGCCUUGAUGAAGGAGAUCCAGCAGACGCUGGUUGGGAACAAGGGCACGGAGGUGUUCCGCCGUCUCCAGGGCGAGGUGUACGAGAGCAUGAAGGAGCGGUACUACCCCUCUUUCCUCGUCAGUGACCUUUACGAGGGUCUGAUCAAGCGUGAGCAGAACAGCACGCAGCCUGACCCCAACGACAAGGAGAGCCCGACAGAGGAGGGCACCCAGGAGGUUCUUCUGGACGACGGUGGCCAGGGCAUCAAUGAACAGGCCAGUUACGCUGCCAGCCGUCUGAGCCAGCUCCACGAGCGACUGGAGUAUAAACGCCAAGCCCUGGGCUCCAUCCAGAACUCUCCUAAACCUGACAAAAAGAUUGUGUGUCAGCUGAGGGAGGAGAUUGGGAGCAUGGAGAGAGAACACACAGACCUUCAGCAGCACAUCUCUCGCACAGACUACUGGUGUGAGAACCUGGGCCUAUGGACAGCAGCCGUCACCAGCGGAGAGGCGGUGGAGGAGAAUGGAGAACUGACGGCGUGUUACUGCGUGUGUGUGAGUCUCCCGGACAAAGACAACGCCACACACAGCCGCUGGGCUGUGACACGUAAACUCAGCGAGUUUCAGGCAUUACAUAAAAAACUGCUGGAGUGUUUUCCAACCCUAAAAAAGGUCACACUUCCUUCAGUCAGUAAACUUCCUUUUAAAUCCAUAGACCAAAAAUUUUUGGAAAAAUCCCGAUGUCAGCUCAAUAGUUUCCUCCAGCGCAUGCUGGCGGACGAGCGUCUGUGUCAGAGCGAGGCUCUGUAUGCCUUUCUCAGCCCCGCCCCAGAGCAUCUGAAGAUGAUGGAUGUUCAGAAGAAACCCUCAUUCAGCCUCACAGCCUUCCUCGACAAACUGCCCAAAGACCUGUUUCCCUCACACCAGGAGGAGGAGGGUGAUGAGGACAGUGAUGUGUCUGAUUACGGUGAUGAGACAGACGGGAAGAGAGACGCCCUGGCUGAGCCCCUCUUCAUGCUGAUUGGAGAAAUCUUUGAGCUCAAAGGCAUGUUUAAAUGGGUGAGGAGGACUCUGAUUGCUCUGGUUCAGGUCACGUAUGGACGCACAAUAAACAAACAGAUCCGAGACACUGUGGGCUGGAUCUGCAGUGAGCCCAUGCUGCUUUACUAUAUCUCCGUUGUCAAGGACACGCUCUGGCCCGAUGGCAAACUGGCCUCCCUGACCAAUCAGCGCUCGGAGGCGGAGCGUCGCGCGACCAGAGAACGCGCGCAGAAAAAAUUACUGGACAGCGUCCCAGAUGUGCUCCAGAGCCUGGUGGGCCAGCAGAACGCUCGUCACGGCGUCAUUAAGGUCUUUAACGCUCUUCAGGAGACCAGGGCUAAUAAGCACCUCCUCUACGUUCUUCUGGAGCUGUGUCUGAGGGAGAUGUGUCCUGAGCUGACUGCAGAAAUGGCUCAGGUGUGACAUCCUGUUCAAUGAUUGACAGAAGACAGAGGGUGUUCUAUCAGACACGUUCACGUUCGUGUGUUCUCAUUAUGGCUUUACUCUCCCUCUCCUUUAUACUCUCUCACGUACA